CCAAACGGCGUUUCCCAAUCUCGCCCUCUCUCGCCUCCUUUGUUCCCCUCGUUUUCUCCCCCCCCCACCCCCUACCCCAACAACCAACAAACAGAACACCCGUUUCAGUCCUGUCGCGUCCACAGCACCCCGUAUUUUCAGGUCUGCCCUGGUUUAGCAGCAGCAGCAGCCGACAAUGUCGCACAGCAGUCACAGCAACCCUCCUGCCGAGUCGGCGUACUUGCGGGAGGGCCAAAAACCCGAAUUGUUGUCGUUCCCGUCCGACGACUCUUCUCAGCCUCAUCGCGCUUCCUUAGAUCAGCAACAUCAUCAUCCACAACAUCAACAUCAACUUCAGGAGGGAGAGGAAGAACAAGAUCAUCACGAGAACAACAGCAACAACAUCUUCCCACUGCCUGCGUCGUCACAUGCUCACUACCCUACGACGAUCGCACCACUCUCCACUUCUACUGCUACUGCUGCUGCUGCUGCUGCUGC
Capsaspora owczarzaki ATCC 30864 is the source of this 477-nucleotide messenger RNA. RefSeq lists its product as hypothetical. Lineage: Eukaryota; Filasterea; Ministeriida; Capsasporidae. The record is from RefSeq and is a predicted model, not a curated record. The transcript has a single exon. The annotation marks the transcript as partial.